This is a messenger RNA of Saccostrea cuccullata (small rock oyster), 1348 nucleotides long. Its product is annotated as ADP-ribosylarginine hydrolase Tri1-like. The transcript has 9 exons. Bases 21 to 1160 code for a protein of 379 amino acids. Lineage: Eukaryota; Metazoa; Mollusca; Bivalvia; Ostreida; Ostreidae. The record is from RefSeq and is a predicted model, not a curated record.
AGGUUUUGUUUCAUAUAAAAAUGGCGACUCCAACCCGGAGGCCGCGGAAUUUAAAUUCGUCUUUAACUCCUCGAAAGUAUCAUCCUUAUUCAAAGCAAAUACGUAAAGGGGUAAAUGAGACAUUUGACAGAGUGUAUGCCUGUGUUUAUGGCCAUUGUGUUGGAGAUGCUAUUGGAUUGCUGACAGAAACUUUUUCAAAAACAGAGGCUAAAAAGAGGUACAGAGAAGUGUACAAAAGUUUAGAGCUCAUCCACAAAAAGAUUGUCCCUGAUGCACACAGACGGAAAUGGCUGAUAGGAGAGUGGACCGAUGAGUCGGACAUGAUGAUUCUUAUACUUCAGACAAUUGUCAUGAACAAAGGAGAGGUGAAUGCCCAUUAUUUUGCCCGUUGCUUGAUGGAGUGGGCAGAGAAGGGCUUUCCAGAACUGGAUGAUAUUUGUGGUAAUGGCUUAUGUCCACAAAUAAAGGCAGUCAUCUCUCACCCACAGUUUUCUGAGGAGCCAGAAAAGGCCUCUGAGAUUAUGUGGCGAGACUCUGGGAAACUGAAUGCCACCAACAGUGCUUUGUCACGGACGGCCAUCUUAGGAACUCUUCAGUACCACACAAUCGGAACUGUGAUAAAAAAUACACUAGACAUCUGUAAUAUCACACACCCAGAUCCAAGGUGUCGGGCGUCUUGUGUUGCAUUGACGACAACAAUAGCCCUCCUUCUUCAGAGAAAUGACCGACAAAUCAAGAAGAGCGGCAGUUAUGACAUUGAGGCUGUGGUGGACGAGUCGUUUACUUACGCUUCUAAACUACUAGUAACUUAUGAAGAGGUAAAGGAGUUGAAGAGAGCUAUGCAUCCUAGUAAUCUGAAGGACCUGAGAUUAGAUGAACCGGGGAAGACGAAUUACACGUAUAAAACCCUGGGCGCUGGCUUCUGGGCACUGAGACAGAAAAACUUCCGAGAGGCCAUACAGGAUAUUGUCUUAGAGGGAGGUGACUCUGAUGCUAAUGCUGCAGUAGGUGGCGCUUUAUUGGGCUGUAAGCUAGGGCUGAGUGCUAUCCCCAGGUCCUGGAGAGAAAAUCUCAUUCACAGAGAAUGGCUAGACAUCUUACUAGACAGAUAUUUUGACAUACAUGAGGGAAGACAUAUCAAGAAAGAAACGACCCUGUGAUAACGUACAGACCCUGUGUGAUAUUAGACAGAUAAUUAGUAUCAGCUAUAUACAUGUAUUUGGUGCAAUAUACAAUGUAAAGAGCAAACCUUUUUUUCUCCACAUAUUUUACUACAUGUUUGAAUGAUACAUAAUUUUUAUUGCAUUAGAAAUUACUGAUUUGAUAUCAAGAGCUUUGAAUUGUAUUA